GGCGCGAGUCAGUUAGCGACGCGAGGCGGCGACGCGCGGUCGUUCGAGCAGUGUAUCUAGGAGCAGUGAACCGCCACUCGCCUGCUAGCGUUCGCGUACGCGCCGCAUUCCAUCGUGGAGGGCCUUCGCCGCUAUUGGCCGAGCCCGCGUGACGUCACCCCUCAUAAUGAGGUAUUCAACAUGGCCGUGUAGCUAGUUCGCGAGUGUGCUUCGUUAUUCGUUUGAAUGGAUUUAAUCAGUGAAAUAUGCCAAGGAGAAGAAACGGUGAGAUACCCUUGCCCGACGGAUGGGAUUUCGCGACAGACUUUGACGGGAAACUGUACUUCAUCGACCACAAUAAUAGGAAAACGACGUGGAUCGACCCGCGAGACAGAUAUACAAAGCCGCAAUCCUUUGCCGACUGCACUGGCAAUGAAUUGCCACUGGGCUGGGAGGAAGCCUUCGACCCUCAGGUCGGGCCAUAUUACAUCAAUCAUGUCAAUCAGGUGACGCAGUUAGAAGACCCUCGGCUAGAAUGGCUGAGCAUACAGGAGGCGAUGUUGAGGGAUUACCUCCACACCGCGCAGGAGGCUUUGGAGGCGAAGAAGGAGAUGUACGAUGUGAAGAAGCAGAGGCUGUGUCUGGCGCAGGACGAGUACAAGCACCUGAACAACGCGCUCAGCACCCUCGGAGCCUCGCGGACCAGCUUGUGUUCAUCAACAACAUCGGUGACCACUACGUCUACCACUUCCCGUCAUGACCCCGACCUCCUGAGGUCAGAAGUGACCCAGGCCCGCGGUCGAGUGGCGAGGCUGAGGAAGGAACUUCGCGCCGCCAGGGCAGAGGUGGCGUGUGCUAGGCGAGGGGUCGACACCCUAGCUGAGGUGGAACAAAAGCUGAGCGCGCAGCAAGCAUGCUACAACAUCACGGAGGCGCAAGCCAUAAUGACGGAACUGAAAAACAUCCAGAAAUCCCUGACUUCAGGCGAGAAAGAGCGGGCCGACCUAAUGCAGUCGCUAGCCAAGCUCAAGGACGAUCUGACGAGGCUACAAUUAGGUGAUGCCUCGCCAGACCUAUCCACUUUAAGUCUACCCCAAGAGAAGCUGAGCACCGCCUCACAAACAGAUCUAUGUGCGGAGCUUGUCCCUAUAGGUACCAGACUAGCAGAAAUGGCCCGAGUCAGACUCCAAUACGACGAGGCCAGAAAACGGAUACAACAAAUCCAACAGCAACUAGCUGACCUAGAAGACAAAGUCCAACCCGGACAGGCAGAGUCUGACAAAGACAGACUACUACUAUUCCAGGAGAAAGAACAAUUACUACGGGAACUAAGAAGUAUAACGCCGAGGAAGCGAUCGAAGCAGGAAAUGUGCGAGAUUCAGACGGAAUGCAAACGCUUGGAGCAAGACUUGAAGAAUGCAUUCGAAAUGUCGAACAAGUGCAUAGCGGAUCGGUUGAGGCUACAUGAGGAGAAGCAACUUCUGCUGCAACAGUUGAAAGACGCUUUAUCUUCAAUGACGACGUUAGAAGGGCAGUUGAAGACGCUAUCAGCUAGUACUUUGUCUGUGUCUAGUAGUUCGAGCUUAGGGUCGCUUUCUACAGCGAGUAGCAAAGGAUCUUUGAGCUCGAGCAUCAGUUUCACAGACAUAUAUGGGGGCCCGUUGAUUGCGAGUUCCUUGCAAGCGGACAAACCUAUCGACAUGGUGGAUCUACAUAGACGAGUCGAAAGGUUACUCCGAGGCUCCACCUAUAACGUGGACACCCCCGGUGCAAGCAGUUCUCAGCCCUCCUUGUCGCCUCGAAGCAGUUUGUCGUCUGCCAGCCCGCCUCCUCCGCCACCGUCUUACAAUCAGGUGGAGAGGCAAAGAAGACAGCAGAAAGAAUUGGAAGAUAAAUUAUCUGAAAUGAGAAUAGGGGCCACCGGAGAAAUCACUGGUUUACCUACAAUCCCCGUACAAACCCAGGGACCGGGGCGGCCGUGUGAGCCGCUCUCCCCUAUCUGUGAAACACCGCCGCCCCCGCUGUCGCCUAGACCUUCUUCUAGUGGUACAAACACUAGAUCAGUGUCGGCGGCAGUGAGCGACGAGUCGGUCGCCGGAGACUCGGGCGUCUUCGAGGCAGCUCAGGGAGGCUCUGAUGCAGUGAACAGCGCCCAGAUAGAGAUCAAGCUGCGCUACAGUCCUGAAGACAGCGCGUUAGAGAUCGGCAUGCUGCGCGCGCGCAACCUGCACGCGCUCUUCAUAGACGUGGAGACGGAAGUAGCAAUAAAAGGCGCGCUAGUUAUCGGCGGCGGGUGCGGGCGCGCGUUCCGCUCUCGCGACGUGCCGUGGCGUGGUUCUACAGUGGCCUGGCAGGAGACCGUGUCGACAGAAGUAGCUGGCCGUAGAGCCAUAGCGGCCUGCACUCUGCAGCUUAAUGUGGCCACGGGGAACGAGUGUUUGGGUUGUGCGCAAGUCAGCCUAGCGGAUUUCGACCCAGACGUGGUGUCUCAGAAGUGGUAUAACGUGCUUAGUUUCCGCUGUAUGCGACGGGAUGAAAGCUCUGACGAGUCCACGGUUAUAUCGUCACAGACUUCCACGCUUACUAGGAAUAGAGGUCCAGAAAGUAUGACAGGAGCAGAGUGCAACGUCGUGGACUGCGGGGACAACUCCGACGAUGACGACGACGAGGCGAGGGAACCACUCAACCAGAUAGUGGAAGAGGACUCGUUCGAAGACUACAUUCCUGAAGACAUAGCGAUAGAGGAGCUGCUUCCUAACACGGCGGAGAAAGAGACCAACACCGAAUGCAACUUCUGCCCCGAGGGAGCGAGACAGCUGCAUAGGAGAAAAAGCCAACUAGCCAGCCCCAGUAUCGAAGAGCCUCUCGCGACGAUCAAGAGGUCCCAGACCUUCUCGCCGCAACCGCAGGGCAUCGGCAAAGGACAAUACAUCUGCAGGCUAAACCGCUCCGAGUCCGACUCAUCCAUGGCUCAAUACGCGCGGCGCUCGCUGCACCCUCCGCCCGUCGGGAUCCCCUUCGACCGAUCACUGAGGGAGCGACGCUCGCAGAGAUGGGGCCGCAUGUCUGCGGGCGCCGGCCUGCGCCACCGCAGCGUGGUGCAGAAGUCCAGGACACCUAGGACCAGUCUGGACCUAACCCUAGACCUGAAGGCGCAGCACAAGAGGCUAUCGGACCUGAGAGACGAGAUCGGACAGCUCACGCAGUUGAAAAAGAGGCUAGAAGAAGCAUGCGACCGCGGCGACCCUCAAAUAGCAGCCUGGGUGGUCACCGACGCAACCCUCCAACGACUAGUUGGAGAAGGCUCGGGCGAGCCCGAGACACGCGCCGCGCGGCUGCUGCAGCGCACGUGCCGCGAGAUCUACCGCCUGCGCAGGAGGCGCCGGGGGCCGCCGCGCCCCGACACCACCACCUUCCAAGAAAAGAUGGCAUUCUUCACACGCACCAACUCAACCAUCCCGAACUACCCCUCCGAAAACGGAGAGGAGGUCUACUCUGAAGACGAAUGGGAUGACGACCUCGAGGAGAGGCGCACUCCGGACGGCCGAUCGUCCAAGUCGCAGGAACUGCGCCGGUCGCAGAGAAGCCACACCUUAACCAACGGCCCCACGGAACCCGCUGCUUCGACAGAAGAACCAGCGGAACCCUGCUACGAGAAUUUACCAGUAAAAGUUGAGGAACAGAAGACUGAAGAGAAGUAUGAUUUUGUUGUGGAUCGAGUGUUAGGUGUUCAAGUCUAGUGAGUGAAUGGUAUGGCACCAUGUAUGUAUUUUAGGAGGAGGUGGAUUGUUCCAGAAAUGUAGGCUGCACAUUUAUAUUCGUUUACUUUGACUGAAAUAGCGUCGAGCCCAAAAAUCAUACGGCAGUAUGUAAUGUAAUAUCAAGUGGACUUCAAAAGUAUGGAGGCUUUCUGGAACUGUCCACCUGUACUUUAUUUUAUUAAUAAAAAAUAUGUUAUUUGACUCUGUGAUGCUAUAUUUAUGUAUAGCCUAUUGAGAUUUCUGGGUAGAAGACUGAAUUUUUGUAUAUUAUUGUUAUAUAUCGGCAUUCGGUUGAUUUGGCUGAAGUAUGUAUUUCUGUAUUUAUCUUGUUUUUAUCAGUGCUCUAUCUAAAACUAAUGUAUGUGCAAACGGAGUGCCAUAAGUAUUUGAACGAGUUCAACUUUAUAUAUAUUUUUUCAUUAAAGAUAUAAACAAUAAACUGUGCCUUAAAGUUGUGGUGCCUUAAAAUUCCAUUAAAUGUUACAUAAGGAGCCUUUUACAGUGCCAUAAACGGCAUAAUAUGUAUGGUAGAGACUUGAAAGUAACGUACAAAAUAUAAGAGUAUGGUGAGUCACAAAAAUAUGCCAAACAUUUUCUAUAUGUAAAGAUAAAUUAAGGCCUAAAGCAGUGGAGCUGUCGACUAUUUCUUGUAAAUAAUAAAUACGUAAACUCGAAGUAAGGUCUACCCACCGGAAUAGUGGCUCCAUUGCGCAAGAAAACAUUAUGCUAUGUAGAGGAAAUUUGUAUAGAAAAUGCUCCACCGAUUUUGACAGGCCAAAAAGUGAAAUAUUAGCUUUGUACAUACCGGCGAUUUAAUAUUAAUAAUUUAAUUUCUGAUUUCGAAGUGUUCUUUUUUGCAUUUUGCGCGUACCUGUCCCUGUAUUUGUGUUAUAUUCAUUCCCGAUACGUCUGUACGGUGGGUUUAUAAGAUAGAGCAGAAAGCAGAGCAAUGUAUCCGUACUGAAAAACAUAUUCGAAAACAAAUUAAUAUAUUUGCAACCUAAAUUAGGGCUUCAUCGCACUGCUUUUAGCUCUAUCGCUGAUUAAUUUCCGCCCUGUAUAUUAAAAUAUAUAAACAUUUUGUGCAAAACACAUAUCUUGAAAUUUAUUGGUAUCAGAUUAUAUGAUAAAUAAUAUUCUGAUUAUUCCAUAUUGUCUCUUGGAUCUGAUUUUGAACUGAAAAUGAAUGUCUCACUUUUUAUAUAUAUUUUAAGAGAAAUAGAUUUUUGUGUAAAACGUUGCGUAGUUUCAAAAUCAGUAAUCAUUUUAUUGUACAUUUUGUAUCAUACUUAGUUUUUAAUACUGUAUAUAUUCUGAAGAUAUAUUAAGUAUGUUUGUAGGUAGUUCGUAAGGAACAUUGUCUUUAUUUAAAAAAAUCAACCUAUGAAUUUUAAACUUUAUUUGUUGUUUAUUAGCAAUAUUAGAUACUAUGAUGUAUUUAACAAAAUGUUAGUAGGUAUAAAUAGUUCAUUAAAUAGCUAACUUCUUUCUUGUAAAAAUUGUAUAUUUUAUAUAAACAUUUAUGAUAAAAAUUUAAUAUACUUACCUUACUUUUGUAACAAUAAGUGAAUUUGGAUUUGCCAAAUUAAUUUAAGUCUUGUUUAAAAUCUUCCAUUAUGAAAGGAUUAUUAUUAUAUUUUGUAAAGAUGCCAAUAUUGACGGAACUUGUUGAUAUCAAUAUGAAAAUAAAGAAAAUAAUUUGUUA
Plutella xylostella (diamondback moth) is the source of this 5445-nucleotide messenger RNA. It is a transcript of the gene kibra, whose product is annotated as WW and C2 domain containing protein kibra. Gene Ontology annotation, cellular component: cytoplasm. Gene Ontology annotation, molecular function: kinase binding; molecular adaptor activity. Gene Ontology annotation, biological process: negative regulation of organ growth; regulation of DNA-templated transcription; regulation of hippo signaling. NCBI's taxonomy places the organism in Eukaryota, Metazoa, Arthropoda, Insecta, Lepidoptera, Plutellidae. The record is from RefSeq and is a predicted model, not a curated record.